Procambarus clarkii (red swamp crayfish) is the source of this 1795-nucleotide messenger RNA. RefSeq names its product troponin C, isotype gamma. NCBI's taxonomy places the organism in Eukaryota, Metazoa, Arthropoda, Malacostraca, Decapoda, Cambaridae. Gene Ontology annotation, cellular component: myosin II complex. Gene Ontology annotation, molecular function: enzyme regulator activity; calcium ion binding. The record is from RefSeq and is a predicted model, not a curated record.
AAAAGGGGGGAGAAACCGAGUGAUUAUUUCAGUAGUGACGUGGGCUGUCAGAAGGAAGAUUGGAGUCGGUGCCUCCAGCUCCUCGUAGCUCAGACGUCUUCCGGAGCCCCCACGAGGCUGGUGAUCCCCAUCUUUACCCUCCGUCACUACUCAGUUGUCGCCCUCAGGAACCUACCCCCACCACCGCCACCAUGAACGAGAGUAUUGUUGACUCGCUGGACAAAGACCAGAUCAACGGUCUGCGGAAGGCCUUCGAUGCCUUCGACACGGACAAGAAGGGAUCCAUCAACGUAGACACCAUCACCACCAUCUUGAGGAUGAUGGGUGUCAAGGUCUCCGAGAAGAACCUUCAGGAAAUCAUCUCCGAGGUCGACGAAGACGGUUCCGGAGAGUUGGAGUUUGAAGAGUUCUGCGCCUUAGCUGCCAAGUUCCUUAUAGAAGAGGACGAAGAGUCCUUGAAAGCGGAGUUGAAAGAAGCGUUUCGUAUAUACGACAAACAAGGUGACGGCUACAUAACGACGCAAACGCUGAAGGAGAUCCUCCGCGAGCUGGAUAACAAGCUAACGGAGGAGGACCUGGAUGGCAUCAUCGACGAGGUCGACGAGGAUGGAUCCGGCACUCUCGACUUUGACGAGUUCAUGGCGAUGAUGGCCGGGUAAAGCUUUCUUCCCACUGUCCUGAAGCCUCGCACUACUCGCUCCCAAUUCACUCGCUUCAACUGCUCCUUCCACUUCUACUAGACUCAUCCACCCUCCCGCUCCUCCACUACAACAACAUCCACGCCCACUCACUCGCUCUAUCCUCCUGAAUCCACAUUCCCGUUCUCAUUUUCAGAGUUCAUGGAGAUGAUGACUGGAUAAUUACAACCUCUUAACACAAAAAUAAAUACAAAUUCAGAUUUUGCCAAGUAUGUCUUAAUAUUGCAUCCUCCGAGUCCUUCCCCCCCCCCCUGAUCUUGAUAUCAUGGCGACUUCCCCCCCCCCCUGAUCUUGAUAUCAUGGCGACUUCCACCCCCUCCUGAUCUUGAUAUCAUGGCGAAACUAGUGAUCUCAUCCAACCAGCCAAUCAGUGUGUCAACAGCAACGAUAACGGAACCCAAUCAUCCCGGUAAGCUCUAAUGUCAUGAACCUGCUGAUCAUCUGGGGCCAAAGCUGUUUGGAACUGCUUAAUUAACAGCCAUCGCAGCGAAGAAGACAUCACCAGACUAGUGAAAACAAACUUCCAACUAGAAUGUGUAACUAUUUAUUCCUCGGACCAACCACUGUGCAAGUUAGGAGAUUUAACCAUAAUAAGAACUGUUAAUGAAGAUGGUCGAAUGAGUUGUGGAGUUGGGACAGAGACGUCCUCUAAUAUAAAAAAAAUAAACCAAAUCAAUACAAUAUGUUUUAUCCAAGUAACAGAGAGGAAACUAUAUGGCCUCCUGAGUCCCUGGGACUCUCUGAAACUGCCAAUAGAUCUAUGUUGAAAUCUGUGUCUUUGUUUCUCUUUUUUUCAGUGAGUAAGCACCGAGUUGUUGUCAUAUAUGUGGGAAGAAUGCAACAUAAAUAUAUAUAUAUAUAUAUAUAUAUAUAUAUAUAUAUAUAUAUAUAUAUAUAUAUAUAUAUAUAUAUAUAUAUAUAUAUAUAUAUCCAUAUAUACUCUAGCACUUACGCUUCAUUUUCCUUCCAUUCAUGCUAGUUUCACGCUGUUUACAAGUAAGUUUUGUAAAUCAUGAUUCUUCCAUGUUUAUGUUAACUCAGUGUUCAACAUGAUUCUGCUUUACUGUUUAAGAAUGACAAAUAAAGUCACAAACGUU